AUGGCUACCGAAGCGAACGCCACCGAGACCGCGCAGCUGACGCGGGAGAAGCUGGAGGCCCAAGUCAAGUCUGCAGACAUGACAGAAGAGAUGCAGGCGGAGGCGGUCGAAGUUGCCCAAGAAGCGAUGGCCAAGUUCACCGUCGAGAAGGACAUUGCCAAGCACAUCAAGAAGACUUUUGACGACCGCAAGGGACCGACUUGGCACUGCAUCGUGGGCCGCAACUUUGGCAGCUUUGUGACGCACGAAACGAAGCACUUUGUGUACUUUUACCUCGGCCACUGCGCGAUCCUGCUCUUCAAGACGCAGUAG
Messenger RNA from Sporothrix brasiliensis 5110, 312 nucleotides. Its product is annotated as dynein light chain LC8-type. Lineage: Eukaryota; Fungi; Ascomycota; Sordariomycetes; Ophiostomatales; Ophiostomataceae. The record is from RefSeq and is a predicted model, not a curated record. Gene Ontology annotation, molecular function: dynein intermediate chain binding; dynein light intermediate chain binding. Gene Ontology annotation, cellular component: cytoplasmic dynein complex. The transcript is spliced from 6 exons. Gene Ontology annotation, biological process: cilium assembly; microtubule-based process. The coding region runs from base 1 to 312 and encodes 103 amino acids.